Messenger RNA from Laetiporus sulphureus 93-53, 590 nucleotides. RefSeq lists its product as uncharacterized. The coding region runs from base 84 to 422 and encodes 112 amino acids. The record is from RefSeq and is a predicted model, not a curated record. Lineage: Eukaryota; Fungi; Basidiomycota; Agaricomycetes; Polyporales; Laetiporaceae. The transcript is spliced from 2 exons.
GCCUGACAGUUCCUUCAAGAUGUGGUGACAUUUGUGCUGGACCCCCACACCCGUCUGGUGCACUGGCAGCACAACGCGACGCGAUGUUGGACUGCGGGUCCAUUGCAGUGGCGAUUGUGCAACGACAGGUCACGGUGGUACAAUCAAUACGCCAACAUGGCCUGCGAGAGCGCUGGGUAGACGUGCUCACAUUCAGACCUCUCGGCGAACGCAUAUUCCUUGUCUCCGACGUACCGAGUGCACGCAUUCCCACCACCGCCAUUCUCACCAUCUAUCCAUCUGAAGAUGAUCCUCGUGCACCAACGAAGGGCAUCCUCGAACUGCCGCCUAAGGCAUUUUCAGAAUACCUGGAACUCAGUGGCCGCAUGCAGAAGAAGUACGAGGACAUGUAUAACACAUGGUUGACUCGAUCGUCUACAUGAUGAGAUCCGCCGGCUUUAUGCGCUUGCAUCCGCAGCCUUCCUUCAUCUUCAUCCCCACUUAUACCGAAGAUGUUGUAGCCCUAGCUUCGUUGCGUUCUUCAAUUGACGAGAACAUGUAUUGCAUGUUCGUUCCAUUCUCCUCGAUGUAGGAUUCGCCCAUUUGAAGCU